AUGUCUCGGGUGUGGCUGGCCCUCUUGCUGUGGGCAGCAGGUGGAGCGGGAGAGGCCCCGGACAGAGGCCGGGCCCUCAACGUGUCCGACAGGUGUCUGUCCGACGUGCAGGUCUUCCUCAGAGACAUCAGCCUGGACCCGCCCCAGCACUAUGCUGCUCUCAUGUACGAUGCGUUUGGGAAGAUGGGCAGCGAUGUGGCUGGGGGAAACGUCAACAUGCCAGGGUCUCUGCAAGAGUGUCUCUCAGUCAGGGGCCCGGCCUUCUCCGGACAGUACUGCCAGGUGUUCCUCAAGCAGGAUAACAUCCAGUAUUUUGUGGGGAUCUGUGUCCCUGACUCCUGUGAGGAGGACGAGGUGGAGACUCUUGUGAUAUGCGAGGCGUUCCAGGUUGCCGAGUCCUCCCUCAUCCCGGCCCUGCCCUCCAUCCUGGUCUCCCAGUCCGCCCAGGGCAUCUUCAUGACCCAGUGUGCCUCCGACACAGCCAGCCCUGACCUCUCUGCUGUCACCUGCCUGUUUGUCUGUGUCGCUAUGAUCGCAGUUCCUCUCGCGGCCACACUGCUCACUGCCCUCAUCAGGUGGCAGCACCACAAAGUAGUGAACCCUGGGGUGCCUCGGGGGUCUUCUUCCCUUACCGCUACCUCUAACCUGUAUGGGACCCUGUCGCCCAACGGCACCCCUAGUGGCAGGAAUGAUACGAAAAACAAUGUUCACGCUGUGCAGCAGCUGGGCGAGAUGGGCGGCAGCAGAUCAGAGGAGGAGGAUACGGGCUAUGUGUACUGGUGCCUCCAGGCGUUCUCCCUGCAGAACACCACCCAGGGUGUGCUCAGCACCACCUCUUCCUCCUCCACCUCCUCCUCCGCAGACCCAGCGGGGAGCUACGCCUCGGUGAACGGCAUCCGAAUCCUCAGCCUCCUCUGGAUCAUCUGCGGCCACAGCACCCAGCUCAGCGCCUGGAACAACCUGGAUAAUGAAAAGGAAUGGAAGAAGACGGUAGAAAGCAGCCCCCUGUACGUGUUUGCCUUCAGCGGGCCAGUCUACCUUGGCGUGGACACCUUCCUCCUUCUGGGUGGUCUACUCAGCGCAAGGUCUCUGCUGGGAUCCAUCCAGAGGGCUGAGGACAAAUUGAGCCGGGGUCUGGUGGCCCACUUCAUCUUCAAGAGGUUCAAAAGGGUGCAGCCCCUGCAUCUCUUCAUCGUGUGUCUGUCCAUCGGCUUCUACUCCGUGGUCCAGAGAGGGGCCUUCUGGUUCAUAGCCGAGGACCAGGUCAUCAACUGUAAGAAGUACUGGUGGUCCAACUUACUGCUGGUCAACAACCUGUUCACCAUCACGGACAUCUGCGCCCCCUGGACCUGGUAUCUGUCCCUGGACUUCCAGUUCUACGUCACCACUCCUCUGCUCAUUUACCUCUACAGGCUUAACAGGUGCGCGCUGCUGGUGGUCUCGGCCCUCCUGCUGCUGCUGUCAGGCCUGGCCAGUGCCGUCAUCACUGCCCUGCUGCAGCUGCCAGUACACCAGCCCACCACCCUAACCUAUGAAAGCUAUUUCCAGUAUUACUACAGCAAGCCGUACACCAGAUACGGACCUUACCUAAUAGGCAUUCUGCUGGGUAUAUACAUCACCACCAGGAGGGACCAGCUUCUCAAGCACCAGUGGCAGGCGGUGUUGGGCUGGGUCUCGUGUCUGGUGGGGAUGGCGGCGGUGGUGGUGCUGGCCUACGUGCUGAAGGACGUCCCGGACCACCCGUCCGUCGCACACGCCCUGUACCAGGGGGUCCACCGGCCCCUGUGGGCUCUGAACGUGGCCUGGAUCAUACUAGCCUGUGAGGAGGGCUAUGGAGGCCUGGUCCACAGCCUGCUGUCUCUGGGUGUGUGGGCUCCUCUGUCUCACAUCAGCUUCUCCUGCUACCUCAUCCACCCCUUCCUCAUCAUCCUCUACAACGGCAGGCAGGAGACCACCAUGCACUUCACCAACUUCAACUUUAUGUACCUGUUCCUGGGUCACGUGACCCUCACGCUGGCGGCUGGCUACGUCCUCACGGUGCUGGUGGAGAAACCAUACCUCUUCCUGCGGAGAAGCAGUGGAUAGAGGGUAGACAUCAUCCCAUUCAUCCCGCUCCACCAAGAAUGAAAUCUAUAGUCUGAUUCAACUCAGCUCUUGGGUUCUGUGAGGGUCUGACCCGAACACAGUUUAAAAUGUUGAUAGGAUCGAUCGUUUGAUGGAAUCCCCAUUGCCAACGGCAUUAAAUGCACAUCAAAUACACACUGAUCACAGACCUGACCACAUCGAGUAGGUUAAAUCAUAUGCAAGCUAUUUGAUAGAAACUUCUUUAAAUAUGUAUAUGACUGUAUCAUAGUAAUAAAGUCACAUUUAAAGGAAAGUAUGUUCCUUUACUCUGUUUUGCCUUCAUGAAUAGUUCUAUUUACAGAACUAGCCACAUCAAAGUGCUUUAGCCUAGUUAGAUUAAGGGUCGGAUAAGUGGUUUAAUAAGCCUCUUGACAAAUCAACUGUCAGUGUUUCACCAAGGGAAGUUUUCCGUCAUUAAACCGAGUUAGAAUUUCAAGGUGUAAAUAUGAUUAUUAUGAUCUACAAUCUCAGAGCGCCAGGCAGUGACUCACGCCCGAGCGAUGGGGGCAGGAGGGCUAUGCUAGAAGGCCUUUAAAAUGGCGUCCUCUGGGGGACGAUUGGGUAAACAGCAGUUUUUGAUCCAAUCAAACCCUCUGUGGUUUGAUUGUGAUUUAUAAAAGUAACUUCACAAUACUGGAAUAAUGACACCUAUUCUGACAUCAUCUGGAAUCUACACUUCAUGGCAAUCCCUUCAGUGGUGAAAAAGAACAGAGAGAGGCCACAUGGCCCAAAUUGUUAUUACGUUGUUAUUUUAUAAUUAUAACAAAUAUAUAAUUGCAGAAUCAAGUGUAAUCAAGUAUAAUGAAGACCAAUCAUUUCAAGUGUUUAGAUUCCAGCCCCCAACAUACAGGUUAAUUACUCUGGAGAAACUCUGUAAUCUUUUAUACAAACAGAGCACCAAUAGGACUACAGGAUGUACCAAUACUUGUGUGUAAAGGGACGGUAUGUUCUUCCCCAGUACAUACAUAAGUGUACUGGGAAUAAAGUUCCACAGUUUUGGAAUCAGGGGUCUACAAAUCUGGAUCUGACAAAUAACUUACUGUUGCUAUUUGUUUACUAUUGGGUACCUAUUAGAUUAUGACAGGGUAUGUAUGUGUGUGUAGAAAAGGCUAACUUAAUGAAAUAUUCGAACCUGAUUUAUCUUGUCCUGGUUCAUGUGG
Messenger RNA from Gadus macrocephalus (Pacific cod), 3284 nucleotides. RefSeq names its product O-acyltransferase like (gene oacyl). The coding region runs from base 1 to 2085 and encodes 694 amino acids. Gene Ontology annotation, molecular function: acyltransferase activity, transferring groups other than amino-acyl groups. The record is from RefSeq and is a predicted model, not a curated record. The transcript is spliced from 15 exons. NCBI's taxonomy places the organism in Eukaryota, Metazoa, Chordata, Actinopteri, Gadiformes, Gadidae.